Messenger RNA from Anneissia japonica, 6301 nucleotides. RefSeq names its product partitioning defective 6 homolog beta-like. Gene Ontology annotation, molecular function: protein kinase C binding. The transcript has 2 exons. Gene Ontology annotation, cellular component: apical plasma membrane; nucleus; cell cortex. The coding region runs from base 72 to 1028 and encodes 318 amino acids. The record is from RefSeq and is a predicted model, not a curated record. Lineage: Eukaryota; Metazoa; Echinodermata; Crinoidea; Comatulida; Comatulidae. Gene Ontology annotation, biological process: regulation of cellular localization; establishment or maintenance of cell polarity; centrosome cycle.
AUGACCUUUUCCAUCUUUAUUUCUUUUAGUUUGGUGCUGAGUUCAGGCGUUUCUCAGUAGACACAAACACAAUGUCAACGUUUGAGAAUUUUUAUAACCACAUACAGAAAAUGCACAAACUUGAUGAUAUAGAAUUCCUUGUCAGCUACACAGACCCCCAAGAUGAUCUCCUUCCUAUCAACAAUGACGACAACUACCAUAAAGCGUUGACUAAUUUUAAACCACCGCUACGGAUAGUGGUUCAAAGAAGAGAGGAAGCAAACGAAAGCCUAUAUAUGAGUGCAACCUUAAGGAAAAACAAAGGAAUCAGUAAAAUCCUUGGAGGUGGGAAUGCAUCAAAGCCGCUUAGACCGAUCAUGCCUAUUGGGAUGCCGCAAGACUUCCGAAGGGUGUCCGCUAUUAUCGAUGUUGAUAUUGUGCCAGAUACGCAUAGAAGGGUUCGACUUCACAAGCACGGUUCUGAUAAACCCCUUGGGUUCUACAUCCGCGAUGGAACAAGCGUACGCGUCACACCGAAAGGUCUUGAAAAAGUUCCAGGAAUUUUCAUUUCUCGGUUAGUUCCUGGAGGUCUUGCCGAGAGUACAGGGUUAUUAGCGGUGAAUGAUGAAGUUUUAGAGGUUAACGGUAUUGAAGUUUUUGGCAAAACAUUAGACCAAGUGACCGACAUGAUGGUCGCCAACAGUUCUAACCUCAUAAUCACAGUGAAGCCAGUCAACCAGCGUAAUACUAUCUCGCGUUCGCAUCGUAAACCUAUUGCUCUACUACAGAACCAAUCCCUGCAUUUAAAUCGUUCUUUACCGUCAUUGGUCGAUGCUGGUAGUCACAACCAACACGAUUUAGACAGUGACGAAGACGAAGUAAUGGAUUUAGAAAAUCAAGAGCCUUCGGGAAUGUUAUACAGAGAGACUGAACAUAUGGAAAAGGGACAGGGUGAUUCCAUAAGGAAUGGCGUGCAUAAUGGGAAUGCGUUGCACUCCACGUCCUCUGUCGAUACUCUUGAGCAUGAAACAUCAGCACUUACUCUCUAACUGUGUACCACGCAAGAGUAAUACCAGCAAUGGUUGUGCCAAUAUGAUGAUAGUUUUACACAUUGGAUUAAUAAAUAAACUUUUAAAAAAAAAUGUUGAGUAGUUCAGGUGUGAAGCCAAAGAGAAUCAUUCCGGUGCCUUUUGUGGAAGAUUGCAAAAUAUGAAGGUUCAAUUGUUUUGAUAUGAAGAUGAUCUCAGAAUCUUACAAAUCAAAUCAAAUUCUGUCCACACUACCAAAUUUUAUGUGACAAAUUGUAUUUGUCACAUAAAUGUUGAUAGUGUGGACAGAAUCUUAAGCUCUGUCCACACUAUCAAAUUUUAUGUGACAAAUUAUGUUUGUCACAUACAAUUUGAUAUUGUGGACAAAAUUUGGUAAGUGUGGACAGAGCUCAAGAUUCUGUCCGCACUCAAAUGUUAUGUGACAAAUAUGUGACAAAUAUAAUUUGUCACAUAAAAUUUGAUGCAGUAGUUCUCAUUAUAUCUGUUCUAGUACUUGAAGGUCCAAAAACUUUACGAAUACAAUUAUGAAUAGGGUAGUAUUUAAGAGAUAAUUCGUCUGCAUACCUGACACAGCACCUCUGCAUUUUAAAAUUCAAAACAUCACCUUGUUAUUGUCCACAUGUAAGAUCUAUUCACAGGUACUGUAACAUCUGGUUAAUAAUUUAAUAUAUACAGUAAUGUAAAUUUUCUUAUUAAGAUUUGAUGGAAUAAGGGACUCAACAUGUAGUAUUCAGCAGUGUUUUAAAGGUAUAUAUUUGUAGGAAUAAGUUAGUCAAGAUAAUUCAAUUUAAAUGCCUUGAUACUUAAGUGGGAAUAAAGAAUGUUUUCUAAGAACCCAGUUUGAUUGCUAAGAGGAAGUAUUGCAGUAUGUACAGUAACAUUACUCAUGCCAUUGUACAAUUUAUCUGGUCUACUGAAUAUAGGCCUACAUUGAAUACAGAACGUUUUGAUCCACAGUAUUCAAAAGAAUUUAAACUCCAGUAUAUUAAAUUCUCGUGGUAUUCUUAAAAUGUGACUUUUGUUCAUUCAGGAACCGACCAAAUACAGUAGUUGCCAAGUACCAUUGCCAAAAACAGAGUAAUUUAACAUUUUUUGAAUGUACAAAAAGUUAAAGGGCAAGUACAAUAAAUUUAACAAUAAAAUUCCAAAAUUUUGCAUUGCCCUAUAUUCCAAUAUAUUUAUGAAUUCCUACCAACUGAAAAUAAAUAAAUUUAAAAAUAUGCACACAAGAAAAAACAUUCCUGUUUAUAGCUAAAAGCAAAUGAAAGCAUGGUUUUGAUUGAAGGUUCUGUCAUUAUUGACUGUUGUUAUUGUUCACUAUUUACUGUUUACAGGUUGUACUAUAGAACACACAUAAACACAGUAAGGUCAGUUGUCAGAGGGCGUGGCUUAUUAGUAGGCCUUAAUGUUUCAGCACUACUGAUGAUAUCCAGUGAGUACCAGAAACUUGGACUUCAUGACCUUUGCUUAUUAUUCCACCCUCCUGACCCAUUCCUGUGUUUUAGGUUUUCUAUUAUUUAGGUGGAAGCUCACACAUAAACAUUCACUCUGGUUAUUCCCAGGGCUGCAAUCAAACAUCACCUUUAAGAGUGACAAGCAAAGCACUUGAUUAUUUAACUGCUGCUCAGCAAACCUCACCUGACCUCAAACUUACCUGUUCAUGGUAGAUAAAUCUUCCAAUUUAAUGUGCAAAUCAAAGAAUAAGGAUAGAUAGAUCUAAUUGCCAAUGUUAUCUAAACCAUGGGAGGGAUAAUUUAUUAUACUCAGUGUUUGACCCAAUAUUAACAGCAAUAUGGAAUUGAAGUGAAGGGGACGGAAGUCGUAGUCCUAUUGUUAGACUGUUAAAUUUAUAUUUUCCAUCUGUGUUUUAAACAGUUGCUUAAUUUUUGAUACAAUUAGUUUGAACAAUAGAGUUAAUAUUUGUAUACAGUAUUCCGAACAAGAAGUCCCCAUUCAAAAUACUUAGAAAGUACUGUGAAUUUUGAAUUGAAUUUGUGAGAGUUAUAAUUAUAUCACUUCCUUCUCAAAGAAUCUAAUGAUAUGAAAUAUGACAACGAACACCUCAGCUCACGUAAAACAUAAAUUAAUAAAAAAUGAAUGAAGUGGACUAUAAAAUUUACUUCACCUUGGUGGAUCAUCCAAUAAAAUUCAGUUAGAUAAUAAUUUGUAUUAAAUUCAUUUAUAUGGACAAUGUUUUAGCAGAACAUUCUACAAAAAAUAUAUAGCAACAACCAAUUUAAAUAACCAUUGUAUAGAAUACAAUGUGUUAUGCUAGAGGAAUUGAACAUGUUUUGAUUAUGGGGGGUCGUGGUAUUUAGUCAAUAUGAAUUCUGUUAGAUAUUAACCAGGUUUUUGAAUUCUUUCAUAAUAAGCUGGUGGUAUUGGGUUAUUCAUCUUGUUCACAUGAUUUCAUUAAUUUGAGGUCAGGUCACUUGAAAUGUUCAUCAUGUACUGUUACUUGAUAUUGUAUUCAAACACUGUGAAUUGUUACAUCAGAAAACACUUCUUCUGUUACUAGCUAGAAGAAUAUUCAUCAGGUCACAGAUUUAUAGUACCCAUUGUUUUGCUUUAUACCACCUUCCUGAUUGAUAUUUAUUUGUUCAUUUCUUGUCAUCAGCAAGCCAAAGUAGACUGUUUAUUAUACAGUAGCUAUAGGUCAUGCGCAAUUUAAGUUGUGUGCUUACCAAACUUUUAAUUAUUUAUAGUCACUUGGUGGUGGUCGUGGUAGAAUGAUGGGGGAAAGUUAAUUUCUAGCUGUAUUUUUCUGGGAAUUCAGGCAUAUACAGGAAGGGGACAAACAGAUCAUACUCCUCCAUGAUCAGAGGAUCUCCAUAGAUAAAGACAUUGCCAAAUAAAAGCCGUAGACACAUUCCAUGCUUAAUCUCAGUCAAGUUUACCACCAAAAUUUAAAUUCUGAUACAACAGGUAAAAGUUGUUUAAAAUCACUUGAAUUUGUAUGCUGCACCAAUAAAACAUUUUAGACAAAUAUAAAGAAACUAAAAGUAGAGCAUUUAAAACAUGUUUUACUCAUUAUUAAAUAUUUAUCUUUCCAGUUCCCAAAAUUCUAUAAUGAAUCAUUUAGUGAUAAUAUUAGUAUUCAAUUAAUCUACGUAAAUAAUUAUAAUAGUACUUGCACAUACACAGUAUAUUGUAAUGUAUGAAUUUAAAUCUAUCACAAAGUCUGUUGUGAAAGUCUUAUUGCAUAUUCAUUCCGAAGAUGAGGAUGUAUAUCCCUGAUAUUUUUAUACAGUUGUGAGAGAUGGAGGUGCGUGGGGUUUUGUAACUAUUGGAUUGGUGCGUGGAUGUAUUGUACCACCAUGAUAGGGGUGGGGGGUAAUAUAAGUUGGCAUUUUUUACCUGAUGUAUAGUACUUUAAAUUUAUCCAACAUUUAAUUAGAUUUUCUGCAGGCAAAAUACUUUUCAGGAAUUAAUACUGUAGAAUGUUGAUAUUGGCCUACUGAUAUGCAGGUGUAAGAUGAAUUAAUUUCUUAUUGGUAGAGCCAUUUUGCUUGGAAUGAUAUAAUUCAUUGUAUAAACGAAUUGAAAGAAAAUGUAUAAAGUUGCUUUGAUUUCUAUGAAUACAGCAUUGGUGAGUUGUGAGGAACUUUAAUCGAUUGUGUAUUUUCUAUGAACUUUUUGAUAAAUUAAAAGCAUAGUUAAUGAUGCUUAUAAUACUGUAUAUUGUUAUAUAUUUUUUCAAAAUUUAGACGCUUAAGAAUUGGUCCUGUUUCUAGUGCCUUUUAAUUCCUUUCUUAAGAGAAUUUCUUGUCGCAAAUAUUAAUUAAUCUGUAUAUUUUUAUGUAAAUUUUAGUUCUGCUUUUUAGGGUUCUAUUGUUUGGGGGUACAAGACUUGGAGACCACAGUUGAAAACAUUUUACUAAGCCAUGGAUGUAGGCGCAAAUUUUAAUGUUGAGUAUUUUUAUGAAUUAACGUUUAGUUGUGUCAUCCAAUGGAUCUAUAGGCCUAUAUAUCAUACCAAAAUAUUUUUGUAUGUACAAUUGGUGGAGUUAUGAAAUUCAUGCAUUUAAAUGGAAUAAUAAAUAGCUUGAGUAGUAUAUUAAUUUGAAACCAAUAUAUUUUGACUUUUAUUUCCUGAUUGUUAUGUGUCAAUGUAAUUAAAUAUUAUUUCAUCUAAUAAAUUAUAUCACUAUUAAAAUGUAUUAAUAUUGAUUGUUUAAAAAAAAAAUAUAGAACAACUUUAGAAAAUCAGUUAAAACAUUUAAUAGGUCAUUUUAAUGGAAUAACUAUAGUUACAUCUAUAUAAGCUACCGUAACUUCAAUUGUAUCCAUAUUGAAUAACAUUUUUUUGGUAAUUUCCGAACCUUUGAUUUGACAUUUUUGAUUUGACCAUUGAUUUGCCAAUUUACUAUAUUUACUAUUUAUGUUUGCUAAUUGGUGAAAAAUAUAUGCACAUUUUAAAUUUCAAUUUAAAGAUAAAUUACCUAAUUAAGUAAUACAAAAUUAGCAAUUAAAAUGUUAAAUUUUAAAUAUUGAAUUUUAUUUUUUUAACUCAGCACAUACAUUGUAAGUCUAUCUUGGGAUAUAUGUUGUACUGUGUAGAGCUAAAGAAAUUUGGAUAAAUAUUAAAUAUUUAAAAUUGCUUACAUUUAUAUUCCAUCUCCAUCCACCAGUUUUGAUGUCACAGUUCACGAGCUGUGUUGUAUUUUCUGUUUGUUAAAGUGGGUACACCACCGCUUUUAGUCUUCUUAAAAUUGGCUGGUACAAUAAUUCUAAAAUAUUUAGUAGAAAAUGUAUUUUUUCAACUCUCUCUAGAAGUUGGUACAUUUUCUUUUAUCCUUAUAUGAGCUAUUGAAUGUUUUAAUUGAAUGUUGAAGUACUGUAUUUCUAUAUGACAAAUUGUAUAUCUUUUAGGUUCCAUUAUAGGUACACUGUCGUAAUUUUUGUUGUUGAACAAACCACAAAGAACAAACAAGGCACUCAACAAAUAUAUUUUUGUUGACAUAUAACUGCUAACAUGAAGUAAUUUAUUGUAUUAUGUAAUAAAUUAAUAAAUAACUUCAUUAAUAUUAUUAUAUAAUUGAUUUAAAAUGAGCCAGUAAAUAUGAUUAUUCAAAUUUUAAUUUUACAUGUAAUUAUUUUUACUGUUAUUGCUUCAUAUAUUUUGUAGGUGUUUUUUAUUUCUACACACGCCAAAUGUAUUUGUAUAUUAUUAGUCGAAUUUGCACUAUGUAUCAUGUUCUGUUCUUGAAUUGAAUUUUAAAGGGGUUGUGACAUAGAAAAAGCAUUUCAAAAUAAAGAAAGUGCACAAGAAA